Messenger RNA from Rubroshorea leprosula, 556 nucleotides. Lineage: Eukaryota; Viridiplantae; Streptophyta; Magnoliopsida; Malvales; Dipterocarpaceae. The record is from the annotation of a GenBank genome assembly.
GAGACAGGCGGUCGCGAAAAUCCCUAGCAACAGUCGAAAACAAAGAGAGAAAGAAAGUGAAAGACUAUAUGGCUCUGUGGCGGAGUCGCGCUGCUGCAUGGAGGCCCCUCCGCCCAUUCAUCUGCCCUUCCCCCAUUGCUAAUACUGCGCAUCGCAGCUUCUCCUCUGCCGUUGCUCCUGACAUGAAUAAUCAGUCGUUAAUUGAGAACAUGAAAAGGGAGUUGCUUCAUCUUGACAUCAAUUCACAAAUUGGAAGUUCAGCAUUAUUGGUAGAAAACAGCCCCCCAUGACAUCGAAUGUGACUUCUUGGUGACAAACUCAAAUUAGAUAUUGUGCACGGCAGCUCUACUUGUCUUGGAUUAUUGAUAUCCCUUCCAAAUGCAGCAUUUGAGCAUGUGUUAAAAUUCCAAGAGCAAUCAUUCAUGGCAUCCACUAUAUAGGGCAAUUGCGGUUGGAGUGGAAAGGGAUUCACAGCUGCAAUGUGUUUUCUAUAACCAUAAUUGAAAGCAGAUGUGUUUGGCUGCAGCUGCAUUUGGGCUGGGGAGUCCUGCAAUUG